Lottia gigantea (owl limpet) is the source of this 3831-nucleotide messenger RNA. RefSeq lists its product as hypothetical. The transcript has 31 exons. The coding region runs from base 121 to 3831 and encodes 1236 amino acids. Gene Ontology annotation, molecular function: voltage-gated calcium channel activity. Gene Ontology annotation, cellular component: membrane; voltage-gated calcium channel complex. Gene Ontology annotation, biological process: calcium ion transmembrane transport. The record is from RefSeq and is a predicted model, not a curated record. Lineage: Eukaryota; Metazoa; Mollusca; Gastropoda; Lottiidae.
CAUAAGUUUGAAUUAGUAUUAGCUAUAGGAACUACACUUCAUGUUAUACCAGGUUGUUAUAGGUCACCUUUAACUUACUUCCAGGUUUUACGAGUAGUAAGGUUAAUCAAAGCAUCACCAAUGUUAGAGGAUUUCUGUUUUAAGAUAUUUGGACCAGGUAGAAAGUUAGGAAGUUUGGUAUUAUUUACUAUGUGUUUAUUAAUCAUAGCCUCCAGUAUCUCUCUACAACUCUUCUGUUUUAUCACAGACUUUGAAAAAUUUGAGACUUUCCCACAGGCCUUUAUGUCCAUGUUUCAAAUUUUGACUCAGAAAGGUUGGAUUGAUGUCAUGCAUAUAACAAUGUGGAAAACAGGAAAAGUGGCAACACUUGCUGCUAUUUAUUUUAUUUUCUACCAUCUUUGUGUGACUUUGAUUGUUAUCAGUUUAUUCGUUGCUGUUAUUCUGGAUAAUUUAGAAAUGGAUGAAGAUAUUAAAAAACUCAAACAGCUGAAAGCUCGAGAACAAAGUGCUGAUACCAAAGAUAUGUUACCAUUAAGACUGAGAAUAUUUUCUACUUUCUCAAAUCAUCCCCAGAUGGUAAAAGUCAAUAAGAUGACCAGUGAGUUUAAUAUAUCAGAUAUCAGAGAGAGUUUUAUGAGACAGUUUAUGGAGCUAGAGUUAAACCUGGUGGUUGAUACACAAGACAGUCAGGACAGUGAACCUCCCUGUAUUAAAACGUCUAAUUUACCUCUAGUUAAAAAUACAACACAUGAAGUUAGAAGUGGAGGUGUUAUUGAGAAGAAGAGUGGUAUAACAGGUAUUGUCAGAGAUUCAAAUCAACAGAAAGGAGGAAGUGGAGGAUCAGCUCAGAUGGUAGCAGCUGGUCCUAAAGCUUUAUCUUUACUGGGACAACAACAUAAUAUCAGGAUGGAAAGAAGGUCAAUGAGAGGAUCAAGACCAGGUAGUAUCAAGAUUAAAUCAUAUCCUACUCUGAAAGAAAAUGGUGAUGUUAUGGGACUACAGACUGCCACUAUGGUUGGAAGGAGAGCUGAAGAUUUUGAUAUCAAAGUUUGGCAACAGAAAAAACAACAAGCUGAGAUUAAAAGAAACCAGAUUGUAGAAGAUCUACGAGAGAACCAUCCAUAUUUUGACAUGCCAUUAUUUUUUAUUGGUCGUGAAUCAAAGCUUCGAAAAAUAUGUCAGUUAAUCGUCGAUGCUAAAUAUCAUUAUAAAAGACAAGAUGCUGUGAUGGGUAAAAGUAAAAAUAAAUUUAAAACAUUACAUAAACUAUUAGGUCUAGUAACCUAUCUAGAUUGGGUAAUGAUAUUUGUAACUAUCGUAUCAUGUUCCUCCAUGAUGUUAGAAAGCUCCAGAAGAAGAAUAAUGAAAGAAUAUGAAUUACAGAUAGCAGAGUAUAUAUUUGUGGUCUGUAUGAGUAUUGAAAUGUCAUUAAAGAUACUAGCCAAUGGUCUGUUAUUCACACCUAAGGCUGUAGUUCGAGAUUUUGGUGGAAUUCUUGACUUAUUUAUUUAUGGUGUUAGUUUAAUAUUUUUGAUCUGGAUGCCAACACAAGUUCAAGCUCAAUCUGGUGCUCAAGUAUUGUUAAUACUACGUUGUUUACGACCAUUACGUAUCUACAGUUUAGUUCCACACAUGAGAAAUGUUGUAGAUGAAUUAGUCAGAGGAUUUAAAGAAAUUUUACUUGUAUCAGUAUUGUUGAUUGUAUUAAUGUUUGUAUUUGCUACGUAUGGUGUACAUCUAUUAGGUGGUAAAUUAGCUAGGUGUAACGAUCCUACAGUAAUGGCCAGGAGUAAUUGCACUGGGUUUUUCUUCAGUAAAAUUUGGGUAACUAAAAUGAAACUUGAUAAACCUGAAGAUGAUCAUCCAGGAUUCCUGGUUCCGAGAGUCUGGGCCAAUCCAGCUAAUUUUAAUUUUGAUAACAUUGGUAAUGCAAUGUUGGCAUUGUUUGAAGUGUUGUCAUUAGAAGGAUGGCUGGAAGUAAGAGAUGUUAUUAUAGACAGGGUUGGUCCAACGGAAGCCUUGUAUAUCCAUUUCUUUGUAUUUAUUGGUUAUAUGAUUGGACUAACCUUGUUUGUGGGUGUAGUGAUUGCUAAUUAUGGAGAAAAUAAGGGAACAGCAUUAUUAACAGUGGACCAAAGAAGAUGGUUAGAUUUAAAAGGUAGAAUUAAACUAGCUCAACCAUUACACAUACCACCUAGACCAGAUGGUAAUGGAUUCCGAUCAUGGAUGUAUGAUAUUACCCAGAAUCUGAUAUUUAAAAGAUCAGUAGUGUUUCUAGUUUUAGCUAAUUGUGCUAUGCUCUUCGUUCCUUGGAAAGACAGUGAUAAAACUAAUAUAUUGGCUGGUUUCUCCUCGGUAUUUACUCUCAUGUUUCUGUGUGAGGUGUUUAUGAAGAUGGUAGCUCUAUCACCAGGGGGUUAUUGGACCAGUAGAAGAAACAGAUUUGAUAUGUUUGUUACAUUGCUAGGUGUUUUAUGGAUUGUUCUUCAUUUUAUUCCAAAUAUUGAAUGGAGUAAUGAACUGGGAUUUUCUGUGAUAGUUUUACGAUUUUUUACGAUAACAGGAAAGCAUGCUACAUUAAAGAUGUUGAUGCAGACAGUUGUGAUGUCUGUAUUUAAAAGUUUCUUCAUUAUAACUGGAAUGUUUCUAUUAAUGUUAUUCUAUGCCUAUGCUGGGGUUAUACUAUUUGGUACAGUUAAAUAUGGUUACAAUUUGGGAAGACAAGCUAAUUUUGAAACAGCGUCUAAUGCUAUUGCUCUGCUAUUCCGUAUUGUAACUGGUGAAGAUUGGAAUAAGAUCAUGCAUGAUUGUAUGGUAUCCCAGCCAUUCUGUACACCAUCUAAGAAUUAUUGGGCAUCAGAUUGUGGAAAUUUUACAGCAUCUCUGAUGUACUUCUGUUCGUUCUAUGUUAUAAUUACCUACAUUGUUUUGAAUCUACUUGUUGCCAUCAUUAUGGAGAAUUUCUCAUUGUUUUAUUCUAAUGAAGAAGAUGCUCUACUGUCUUAUAAUGAUAUCAGACAGUUUCAAAACACCUGGAAUUUAGUAGAUACUAACAGAAAGGGUAUUAUACCAGCUCGUAGAGUGAAGUUUUUACUGCGAUUAUUACGAGGAAGAUUAGAGGUUGAUUUAGAGAAAGAUAGACUAUUAUUUAAACAUAUGUGUUAUGAAAUAGAAAAACUACAUCAAGAUGGAAAUGUCACAUUUCACGAUGUUUUGAGUAUGUUAUCAUAUCGGUCAGUUGAUAUCAGAAAAUCUCUACAGUUAGAAGAAUUAUUAGCUAGAGAAGAAUUAGAAUAUACUAUAGAGGAAGAAGUAGCCAAACAGACCAUUAGAAAUUGGUUAGAUAAAUGUCUGAAACGAAUUAGACAGAAAGAACAUUCAAAUAUCAUCUCCAACUUGAGAGCUACCAAUGAACCAGCAUUCUUUAUAACAGAACCAUCUAGUGGUACAACUGAAAAUAAAGAGGAUAAAGAUGAGAGUUUGGUUCAGACUAGAACACGUAAAAAGGGUCAUGUAGAGCUACGUAAUCCAGUUAUACAACCACCUAGUGCUCUACAGGCGGCCAGUGUCAGAAAGUUUUUAACACCAACAUUGAGUGAUCCUACAAUAAGAGGUGAGAAAGAUAGAACAAAUCUGAGGAAGAGAACCAAACCAUUACCACUACCACAAGUGAGUGAGAGUAGAACAGAGGAUGAUUCUACACCACCGCCCCAAGAACGUCCUAUAGAUUCUACACUAGUGGGUCGUAAUGUUACUAGUGAUCUCGGACAGUGGUGGGGAGAACUCAGCACCUUUUCCAAUCUAGAUACUGGUGCCACCGAGAUAAUAUAG